Messenger RNA from Lachnellula hyalina, 1281 nucleotides. RefSeq names its product Protein kinase (gene pkgC). Gene Ontology annotation, biological process: peptidyl-serine phosphorylation. Lineage: Eukaryota; Fungi; Ascomycota; Leotiomycetes; Helotiales; Lachnaceae. The transcript is spliced from 5 exons. Gene Ontology annotation, molecular function: ATP binding; cAMP-dependent protein kinase activity. The record is from RefSeq and is a predicted model, not a curated record. Bases 1 to 1281 code for a protein of 426 amino acids. Gene Ontology annotation, cellular component: nucleus; cAMP-dependent protein kinase complex.
AUGGGCUUCACCACCAAAGCCUCGGGUUUGCUGCAUUCCCACCACUCCAAACCCAGCACCGCAGAAAUGGCCGUGACCACACAGCAAGACAAAGAUUUCAUCGCCCAUUUCUCAGCAUCGCAACAUACCCUUCCGCCCGAGGAGAUACAGCAGGAUCCGCGGAACAAGGAGCUUGGUCGUAGUUCCAAGGGGCUAUGUGUGCGCGAUUUCGAGCUGGUGAGGACGUUGGGGACUGGGACCUUUGCGCGCGUGUGGCUUGUGAGGCUGGCUGAUCCCAAGGAGGAAGAUCGCGAUAAAGUGUUUGCGUUGAAAGUUCUGCGGAAGGUUGAAGUUAUCAAGCUGAAGCAAGUCGACCAUGUCAACCAUGAGCGUUCUGUUCUCGCAGAUAUUGCGGGUCAUCCUUUCAUCACUACAUUAAUUACCUCCUUCUCAGACCACGAUUCUCUAUACAUGCUUCUCGACUACUGUCCUGGUGGUGAAGUAUUCUCCUACCUACGAAAAGCCAAACGCUUCGACGAAAACACCGCUCGUUUCUACGCCGCCGAAAUCGUACUAAUCCUCGAAUUCCUACACGAACGCGAAGGCGUCGCAUACCGAGAUCUCAAACCCGAAAACCUGCUCUUGGAUGCGGAAGGACAUAUCAAGCUGGUGGAUUUUGGCUUUGCAAAACGACUUGGUAACAGUAAGCGUCGGUCCUUUACUACAAUUUUCAGGCGCAGGACAAACAGCAGACCCGUUUUGCCGAGUUCGGACAGUGAGGACAGUCUCUCUGACUAUAAUAAAGGGGAAACUUAUACGUUGUGCGGCACGCCGGAAUACCUAGCUCCUGAAGUCAUUCAAUCAAAAGGCCAUACGACAGCUGUUGACUGGUGGGCGCUGGGUAUCUUGAUUUACGAAUUUCUGACGGGAUACCCGCCGUUUUGGAACGCAAAUCCAAUUGAGAUUUACAAGCAAAUCGUCUCUAAACCAGUCCACUUCCCUACCAACCCCGUCAUCUCUCCCGACGCAAAAGACAUAAUCUGCCAAUUCUGCACCGUAGACCGAUCCCACCGUCUCGGCAAUAUAUCUGGCGGCGCCGCGAGAGUAAAAUCACAUCCAUUUUUCACCGGCGUAGUGUGGGAUGAUGUCUAUUACAGGAAAUACAAAGGCCCGAUUAUCCCACAAGUUAGAUAUCCCGGGGAUGCGCAGUGUUUUGAUAUGUAUCCCGACGAGAAGAGGAGUCGGGAUAUGUAUACGGAUGAGUUGAGGGGGAAGUGGGAGGAUCAUUUUAAAGAUUUUUGA